Molecule: messenger RNA, 351 nt
Organism: Condylura cristata (star-nosed mole)
Lineage: Eukaryota; Metazoa; Chordata; Mammalia; Eulipotyphla; Talpidae
Gene: CATSPERH
Product: transmembrane protein 262
Exons: 3
Coding region: 1-351 (116 amino acids)
Source: RefSeq, a predicted model, not a curated record
AUGCGGUGGCGGGACCGCGUGGCCGUGCUCUUCCUGCCACAGGGCAUGAUGCUCACUGUGGCCUCCCUGAUGCUCUUCUUUAUACACCUGUGUGUCUUCAUCAGCGACAUGCACAACUUCUGCAUCACGCACCACUAUGACCGCAUGAGCUUCCGCUACACCAUUGUCCUGAUGUUCUCCCAGGUGGUCAGCAUCUGCUGGGCUGCCAUGGGGUCACUCUACGCGGAGAUGACAGAAGACAAGUUUCUGCGGUGCUUUGCCCUGACCAUUUUGAUGCUCAAUGGGGCCUUGUUCUUCAAGCGCCUGGCCCUGGACUUUCUGUCCAUCCAGUACCGAGAGGAGAACCACUGA